AUGGCGGCGUCUAUCUCGCCGUCGGUCAUCAUGACCCAGGUUCAUGAUUACAUGAACUCUCAUAAUAUCUCCACCGACGCGUUGUUCCAACCAGAGACCGUGGCAAACACGAUCUUUAGCUACAAAUGGCUGAUCGGAACCAUGAUCUUCGCCCUCGUGGCCUCCGUCCGCCUUUUCCAUUACUUCUUCAUCCAUGACCAACCUCCGAGAGGCUCGGGCUUGAAGCUCAUGCCCGGCCCACGAAGCACGAUUCCAUGGCUCGGCCGCGUUCACGACGUCGAUCCGAACUGCCCCUGGUUUGCGAUGAGGAAGUUCUCCGAUGAAUUCAACGGCGUCUUCCGAACCACUAUCUGUGGUGAGAUGCACGUUUGGGUUGGAGACGCACAGGUCGCGUACGACCUUCUAUGCAAGAAAGCCAGCAUCUACUCGUCUCGCCCACAGGUCCCUGCCGUUCCUGGCAGUGAUUCUCAGGGUCAAUAUCUGCCUCUCUUGGCUCAUGACGACCAUUGGCGCAACCAGCGCAAGUUCGCUCACACCGUCCUGACCGCCGGAUUCAACCAGAAGUACUACGGUUACGUCUCGCACGAAGCCAAGCGCUUCCUAUACAAGCUCUUGAUCGACCCCAAGGAUCAUUUCGCGCUCACCGAUCGUUUCUGCGGCCGCAUCUCUGCUCGUCUCGGCUAUGGACGCCCCGAGUCGUCUGCUGCCCACUGCAAGAACGCGGGAGAAUUCAUCCCCCAAAUUUCUCCCUCAGGCUCCGUUACGAAUCUCGUGCCACUCCUCGGUAAUCUUCCCGAAUGGAUCAAUCCCUCGAUUCGCAAGGUCCGCGAGCGCCGUGAGAAGGAAGAGAAACUCUGGAAAGGACUCAUGAAGCAGACAUACUUUGAGCGCAAGGAAGCCGAGACUGGCAAGAAGUCUUUCGGUUUUGAUGACCACGAGGCUGCUUAUGCUGUCGGCAUGUUGGUUACUGUGGCCAUCUUCACCAUUGGUGGCCCUCUUUACUGCUUCUUCCUCACUAUGGUUCUCCACCCCGAAUGGCAAGACAAGGUCCGCAAAGAAUACGACGAAGUCAUCGGCGACCGUGUCGUCGAGGUCACGGAUGCACCCAACCUGCCUAUCCUUCGUGCCUGUAUCAAGGAGUGCGUCCGCUGGCGCCCACCGGUCCCUCUCGGUGUGCCCCGCCUGCUGGAGGAGGACGACGAGUACAAGGGCUACUACCUCCCCAAGGGUGCCGUCAUCCACGCCAUCGACCUUGCUCUUGCCCGUGACGAGAAACUCUACCCCGAUGCAGAGAACUACCAUCCAGAGCGUUGGCUCGAGCCCGAAUUCCCAACCUACAAGGAGCCUCUUACCGAGCACCCGCGUCUCAUGGGUCACCACGGCUUCGGCAUGGGUCGUCGUAUGUGUCCUGGUAUUGAGGUCACGGAAGCUGAGCUGCUCGUUGCCUGUGGAUCGAUUAUUGGUUGCUUCACUCUCGAGCCCGAGAAGGACAAGAACGGCCAACCAAUGCCGCCUCCGAGCUACGACUUCACACCUAACUUGAUUGGCGGUCCUCUGCCAUUCAAGAUGGAUGUCAAGGUUCGCAGCCCCCAGAAGGCGGAGCGGAUAAGGCACUGGUUCGAGGAGUCGGUUGCGGAUGAGCAGGCGGGCAGGAUCGCUCAGGGAUCAUAA
This is a messenger RNA of Cyphellophora attinorum, 1671 nucleotides long. RefSeq names its product O-methylsterigmatocystin oxido. Gene Ontology annotation, molecular function: iron ion binding; monooxygenase activity; heme binding. Lineage: Eukaryota; Fungi; Ascomycota; Eurotiomycetes; Chaetothyriales; Cyphellophoraceae. The record is from RefSeq and is a predicted model, not a curated record. The coding region runs from base 1 to 1671 and encodes 556 amino acids. The transcript is spliced from 5 exons.